This is a messenger RNA of Amoebophrya sp. A25, 214 nucleotides long. NCBI's taxonomy places the organism in Eukaryota, Dinophyceae, Syndiniales, Amoebophryaceae. The record is from the annotation of a GenBank genome assembly.
CGCGAAUAUCAAGGAACGAGUUCAAAAAUUGACUCGUGGCGGGAAAGUCGAGAUUCGCAUAGUCUUGCAGAAUCCUUCGGUUGUUUUUCCCACAGCCUACUCAGCGGACAACGCGAAUUAUCUCGUUGUAAAGCUCAAGACAGCAGAUAUACGGUUAGAAACGUGCCCUGACCGCGCAACAGAGAGCAUCGACAUGAUGGCAAAACGCAUGUGC